UCACUGACAUCCCCAAAGAGGGAGAGUGUCCACAAUCAAUAGGGAAGAGCAGGACCCUGGUAGAUUUAUGGCUUUGAUUUUGAAAAAGGGAUGGGAAUGCCCUGUGAUGCUCCCCCUCCACCCCUGCACUCCUUCUGAAUGUUAAUGCUUUCUUGGGGAUGAUUUCAGACACACUGCUAGGAUACUGCCUCUACUCACUGAAGCAGAAUCCUCGGAGGAGUUGCUGAGGCAGAACUGAAAUCAUGGCUCGCCUCCGAGGAGCAGCCGUGGUGGCCGCUAAUGAUGCCUCACUCAAAAAGACGAUGCUCCUUUAACUCGAGGCUUUGAAUGGGAAGUUUCUAAGCCUGAAACAACCGCGUUAGAUCUGGGGUGUGCCGCCAGCUGCGUGCGGCUCCCACUGUCUCCUGCUUUCACACAGCCGGGUCGGGGAGAAUGGACACCAAAGAAGCUUGUAACUACCUGUAACUGUUCCACCAGGAAAUGGACCGAGUGUUUGUUCAGCCAGACUCAGAGAACUCAGCCUCUCCCAGGUGCAAACACCAUGCUCUCAGCAGACUGACGAUGGAAGGAGAGGACGCUGGGCGAUCCUGCACUCGGGUUUCCCUGGACCAUGGAUGGAGGGCAGCCUGCCCCUUCGCCCCCAGUGUCCUUUGGGAACACGUUGUCAGAUGCUAGCAUGUCUCUGGAGCAGAAAACCACAUUUGCUUUUGUGAUUCUGCUAUUUAUUUUCUUGGGCGUCCUCAUCGUCAGGUGCUUCCGGAUUCUUUUGGACCCGUAUCGGAGCAUGCCAACCUCGACCUGGGCUGACGGACUAGAAGGCCUGGAGAAAGGGCAGUUUGACCAUGCCCUGGCUUAGCAGGGCGGGAGCAGGACCCCCUACGGAGGAGGAGAACUGCUUCGUGUCUUGGCAAGAAACUCUCUAUCGUCAAUGUUCUCAGCAAAUAAUCAAGUUUUAGUGACAUCUGGUCUUAAGACCACAGCUCAGUCAACAUGCUGUUGGGUUAAGAUAUUUGAGCAUAUUGGAAAUGGAGACUUAUAUUACUAACCCAAAAUACAAAGGUUUCAAUUUCUGUGUUUACUCCCUGAAUGAAUGUUGAAAAAUGUGGGAUGAUGAAACCAAGAGCAUCGAUGCCGACAUGAACUUUGCCAUAAAAUGAAGCACUAUCUGACCUGAUUAGAGACUAAAGACUAGGAAAGGUCGGACCUGAAUCUGGUGACAGGGCCAAGAAGAGAGAGACUUCCUUGCUUUAAUCAUGCCCCUCACAUUAUUUUAUUUUCAUGGACAUCUGGGUCCCAGGCAGAGAGUGAGGAAGAUUAUGCUGAGUGGACCAAAGGCAGGUACUUGUUUUUGCCUAAAGCAAGGAGUAUGGGCAAGCCAUGGGAGGGCUGAGAAGACCUGGUUCCAUCCUGAGAAAAUAUUGAGGAUGAUAUUUUAUUUUUAAAAUAAAACUGAGUUCAAAGGCUUAUAGAGGUUUAAAACUAUUUACCAGGCCAGGUACAUUCUAUAUAUUCAUAUAAAUAGCAAGUAUAGAGGUAGCUAUACAUAACCUGAAUUUACUUUCUUUAUACAAACAACUGAAAUAAUAAGCUAGAAGGGAAGCUUCAAGUUGUAUUAUUGUGUUUUGUUUUUUUUAAUGUGUGUGUGUGCUUUUUUUAAAUAAAAAGUUAAGUGUUUAGAGGAGGAGACUUUUACAGUCUCAAGAGAACUGUGUGUUUAUGACUGAAUAUAGAAACCAAAUAAAACUCUUCAAGGCACA
Molecule: messenger RNA, 1757 nt
Organism: Pipistrellus kuhlii (Kuhl's pipistrelle)
Lineage: Eukaryota; Metazoa; Chordata; Mammalia; Chiroptera; Vespertilionidae
Gene: CTXN3
Product: cortexin 3
Exons: 2
Coding region: 611-856 (81 amino acids)
Source: RefSeq, a predicted model, not a curated record